Drosophila grimshawi is the source of this 1124-nucleotide messenger RNA. RefSeq names its product probable protein arginine N-methyltransferase 6.1 (gene Art8). Gene Ontology annotation, cellular component: nucleus. Gene Ontology annotation, biological process: peptidyl-arginine methylation. NCBI's taxonomy places the organism in Eukaryota, Metazoa, Arthropoda, Insecta, Diptera, Drosophilidae. The transcript has 2 exons. Bases 38 to 1066 code for a protein of 342 amino acids. The record is from RefSeq and is a predicted model, not a curated record. Gene Ontology annotation, molecular function: protein-arginine N-methyltransferase activity.
UAAAUUUUGAGCUUUAUUUAAGUCAAUAUCAGUCACUAUGGAUACUUAUUUUACGGAAUAUGAAAAUUUAGAGGUGCACGAGCUCAUGCUGAAAGAUCGACCACGACAAGAAGCAUAUUGUAAUGCGAUUCUCAAGAAUAAGGAUCUAUUUAAGGAUAAAGUUGUGCUAGAUGUGGGCGCUGGUACGGGUAUACUUUCGGCGUUCUGUGCCAAAGCCGGUGCUCGACUGGUUUACGCUGUGGAAGCCUCCAAUCUAGCCACGAAGGUAGCCCUCGAUCUAUUCGAUGAAAAUAAUCUCACAGGGAUCGUUAAGGUGAUACAUUCCAAGAUCGAGGAAUUCGCGUUGCCGGCCAAUGCUGAGAAAGUUGAUAUUAUUGUCUCGGAAUGGAUGGGCUUCUAUCUGCUGCACGAGGGUAUGCUGGAUUCGGUGCUCUUUGCCAGAGAUCAUUUCCUAAAGCCCGAUGGACUAAUCUUUCCCAGUGAGUGCACCAUUUAUGUGGCACCCUGCUCUGUGCCAGCACUUUUCGAUUACUGGCAAAAUAUUGACGGGGUGAGCAUGGAACGUUUCGCUAGCAAACUGCGCUUACAAAAAUCCACACGACCGGAGAUAACCUAUUUGAAACCGGCGGAUUUGCUGCACGAAGGCAUCGUGUUUCAUUGGAUGAGUUUGCUGGAUGUCGAUGCCAAAGAACUGGACGAGAUAAGCUUCAAGGAAGUCGUGUCCACACAAGUGGCGGGAAAGCAUCAGGGAUUCUGUAUAUGGUUUGAUGUACGCUUCCCGUGUGAGGAGGAACCAGUUACGCUCAGCACAUCACCACUGGCACCCAAAACCCAUUGGAAGCAGUGCGUCGUCGUACUACCCAAGGAAAAUUGUGAAGUUCUCGAAGAGAAUUCACCGGUGGCCUUUCAAAUUUUAAUGAAACGCAGCGCAAGCGGUGCAAGAAAAUACAAUUUGGAGGUUGAACUGCUCGAUCCUAAUGUCGAGGAGCAUCCGGUGCCCUGCUCCUGCCACAUGACCAAAUGUAUACUAACCAAGGCGCAUCUAAUCUCGAUGGACACAUCAUAAUUUAUUUGUCGCCUGUUGCUCAGUUUGUAAGACAUUAACAAAUAUUUCAAUAAGUCAA